GCAGCUCCACUCUCGGUUAUGCUGCGGCUCGCCGCGGCCCGCUCGUCGCGCGCGGCGCUGCCGCUGCGCCGCGUGCGCGGGAUGUGCGCGGUCGCCGAUCCGGACAAGAUUGUCAAGGAUCUGGACGUUGCGAUCACCGACUUCACCACAAAGAUGGAGAACCCGCCGCCGCCGCCAGACUACACCGUCGCCCAGAUCCAGGCAGAUGCGGAGACCGGCUCCAUCAACGUGAGCAAAGUCGGCGAGAUCUUCGGGUCGCACGAGCCGGAGCAGCGCAAGAUCAUGAUGACGAUCGCGUCGCGCAUCAACGAGCUGGCGAGGGGCAUCCAGGACACCAAGAAGAACCCGGAGUGGAAGGCUGCCAUCGAGGAGGACAUCUCAAACAACAUCUGGGACCCGAGCCACAUCCCAGACAAGAUCAAGGACUCGAUCGGCCCGCCCGCGGACAAGGAGACCAUCGCCGCAUGAGCCGCCGACGCGAGAGCUGUGGCGAUGAGAGCGCAGAGUUCAGAGAGGGAGCGGCAUGCAUGUACACACACCGCCUCGCGCGCCGCGCGGAGCUCGUUCUUCCCUGGGCCGAGCGUUUUUGAUCUCUGGGUGACGGUGAGUGGGCGCCCGCCCGCCGCCUCUGAGUC
Molecule: messenger RNA, 635 nt
Organism: Emiliania huxleyi CCMP1516
Lineage: Eukaryota; Haptophyta; Isochrysidales; Noelaerhabdaceae
Exons: 4
Coding region: 19-468 (149 amino acids)
Source: RefSeq, a predicted model, not a curated record